UUUGCAAAAUCAAACACAACACAAAAUAAAAUCACUUUUCUACAUUUUGCGUUCAUUGUGUGUUGUGUUUUGGCACUGUUACAAUGAUAUAUUAGUGCUAGUGAGAACAAAAAUAUAGAUGGAAACUUGAAGGAAGUGAUUAUGAGCACAAAAUCAGAAUGUAGCGCUUAGUCAAGUUCCCUAACCGAGUUUUCCAAAAUUAUAGUAUCGAUCUUUUUUGUCCUCAAGUACAAGUGUAUAUAAAUAAAAACUGAAAAUGUCUGUGGUUAAAGGAAAAUUAGUGAAAAUGGAAGUUAUUCAAGUUGGUGAAUAUGAAUUCACCAAACAAGAUAUAAUUGGGCACGGAGCCUUUGCCAUGGUGUACAAAGGAAGGAAGAGAAGGAACCCGUCGCAGUCGGUGGCGGUCAAAGUGGUGACGAAGAAAGGCAUACAAAAGGCGUCGGAGAUCCUCGUGAAGGAGAUCAAGAUCCUACGCGAACUGACGGCGCUGCACCACACCAACCUCGUCGCCAUGCACGACUGCAUGGACAGCCCCGCAUAUGUCUACGUUGUUAUGGAGUACUGCAACGGCGGCGAUCUGGCGGACUACCUGCAGGCCAACCGGCUACUGAGCGAGGGCACGAUACGAUUAUUCCUGAGGCAGCUGGCGGAGGCGAUGCGAGCUAUACACGCCAAGGGCAUCGUGCACCGCGACCUCAAGCCCCAGAACAUACUGCUCACACACAACGUGGCGCCGCCUCGCACGCCCCAUCCUGCUGAAAUUACACUCAAAAUAGCUGACUUCGGCUUUGCGAGAUUUCUCGAGGAAGGCAACAUGGCCGUCACACUCUGCGGCUCACCGAUGUAUAUGGCUCCCGAGGUGAUAAUGUCAUUGAAAUACGACGCAAAAGCAGAUCUAUGGAGUUUAGGCACGAUCGUGUACCAGUGCCUGACGGGCAAGGCCCCCUUCCAAGCUACCACGCCGCACGAGCUUAAAGCAUUCUAUGAAAACAGUGUCGAUCUACAGCCAAAAAUGCCAGCGGGCACGAGUCCAGAGCUAUGUAAUCUACUGAUCGGUCUGCUGAGGCGAAGCCCACGCGAGCGCAUGCCCUUCGAGAUGUUCUUCAACCACCCGUUCCUGCAGCGGCCGCGCACCGCGUCCACCACCAGUUUGGACACGGAUCUUCCUGAUAUAUUGGAGUGCGUUAUGGAGUGCCAAGUCGAUACUAACUGUUACCUAGAGGAGUCCUGGGACAGUCAGGGAGCAGGAGCAGGAGCGGGCGCGGCGUGUGCGAGCGGGGGCGGGGGCGUGGCCGCUCGCUCGCCGCUGCCCGCGCCGCAGCCGGUCACACACACCAUCACCAAGCCACCCGUCUCCUCAGCCGAGUCAUCAGACACGACUUGGGCAGGAGAAGACGACUUCGUAGUGGUGGAGCACUCCCCGCCAGACCAGCCAGCACCGCUACGCAACCCUAUGACGGUAGCGUCGAAGGUGCCGCGCUCGCAGCCCAUCGACGUGUUGCGAUCGAACAAUAACCGAAAUACGACCAACAUCGGCUCACUCUCACCGCCAUCCGUGCCGUUCACGAUGGGCACUCCGCCGUCGACGCGGCGGCGCAGCGCGUCCGGCAGCUCGCCGCCGCCCUCGCUGUGGCAGGUCUCGCCCACCAACGCCAGCCCGCUGCGCAGAUCCGGCUCGUCCCCGCCGGUGUCGCUGGCGCUGAAGGCGAGCGGCGAGGCGGCGUCGCCGAAGCGCGGCGCGCUGCCCGAGGCGCUGCUGCGCGGCCUCAAGCUGCACCAGGACCCGCCCGUCUACAUACCCAACCUGCAGGAGGACACCAUACUCGCCGAGGAGCACAGCAAGGUGUUCUCGCAGCUGAACUUCGUGCUGAUGCUAGCGGAGCUGCUGUCAGACCUCGCCGUCUCCUGCGGCGCGCCCAUCGCCGCACUCAUGGACACAUCCGAUGAGCGUUGCGGGUCGAGCUGUGUGGAUGCAGUGGUGUCGCUGAUGAACGGCAAGUACAAGUGGAUAGUGAACGAGUCGCGGCGGCUGCACGAGGCGGGCGUCACGCCGGCCAUCUGCGACAAGAUCCUGUACGAGCACGCCAUUGAACUUUGCCAGAUGGCGGCUAUCGAGGAGCUGUUCGGCGACAUGAAGGAGUGCGAGCGGCGCUACAUGUCCGCGCAGGUGCUGCUGCACUCGCUGGUGCAGCGACACCCGCUGCACCCGCAGCACCGCACCACGCUCUCCAAGUACCGAGACGCAGUACAAAGGCGACUCAAUUGCCUGAAGGGGCCGCGCAAAAUAAUGGAUGUGAAACUGGAGGCGGGCGUGUCAUAAUGCGCGCGACGCGCUGCACAUCUCAGCACACCAACGCAACAUGUGAAGUGAUUUUAUUUUGUGGUCAAACUGACUUUCAGUGAUAUUAACUGUGGAAAACUUGAAAUGUGUAAAAAGUGAAAUGUGAAAAACUAAAUCAAUUCAUAGAACUUACAGUUGUUUAGCAAACCAGAGAUUGCAAUAGUGUGUUAUAUUUUUUUAUUGUCCAGAGUGGGUCGCGGCGUCGGCCGGCGCACCAACUUAGAGAAUUAUAGAACCGUCUAAAAUAUUUUAUCGCAGAAUUCUAGCGUCGCUUUAAGAUAAAAGUUUAGAUAAGUAGUUGACAUUGUACCCUGUUUGAAAUUUACAUAUUAACCCCCCUUUUAUUUCUUAUCAUAGUACAACUUUUACAAUAAAACACACUCUUAGUUUUUUAUUAAACUUAUUUUGUGUAAAAUUACUAGAUUUGCAUAAAGAGAAAAUGUUAAAAAAAAUGAAUAGCCAUCGUAGUAUUGUUUCCUGAUGUGUCUUCACAAAUGUAUUAACAUUUAAUUAAUACCAAUGUAGUGAAUAAUGUACGAAAAAUUAUAAAGUAAUAUUUAAAAAUGGACAUAAUGUUUUAGAGAUCUCAUUAUCGACCAAUAACAAUAUGGCAUUUCUAGAUUAAGUUAUCAAAUACGUUUUUGUGUGUCUUUGCCACAACACUGAGUAUAAAAUUAACUUUUAUAAUUGCUAGAUAUGUUUUCUUUGUUUGUUUCUGAUUGUGACUACAUUUUAGUUUCUUCCUCAAAGAUAUUAUAUAAUUUAACUUACUGAAAUAAGAAUAAAGACUGUUGUAUUAUAAAAAUAAA
This is a messenger RNA of Papilio polytes (common Mormon), 3150 nucleotides long. RefSeq names its product serine/threonine-protein kinase unc-51 (gene Atg1). The record is from RefSeq and is a predicted model, not a curated record. Gene Ontology annotation, cellular component: cytoplasm; autophagosome. The coding region runs from base 257 to 2320 and encodes 687 amino acids. Gene Ontology annotation, biological process: peptidyl-serine phosphorylation; positive regulation of autophagy; autophagy. The transcript is spliced from 18 exons. Gene Ontology annotation, molecular function: protein serine/threonine kinase activity; ATP binding. Lineage: Eukaryota; Metazoa; Arthropoda; Insecta; Lepidoptera; Papilionidae.